Neodiprion fabricii is the source of this 2727-nucleotide messenger RNA. RefSeq names its product peroxisomal acyl-coenzyme A oxidase 3 (gene Acox3). The coding region runs from base 517 to 2568 and encodes 683 amino acids. Gene Ontology annotation, molecular function: FAD binding; fatty acid binding; pristanoyl-CoA oxidase activity. The transcript is spliced from 12 exons. Gene Ontology annotation, biological process: lipid homeostasis; fatty acid beta-oxidation using acyl-CoA oxidase. The record is from RefSeq and is a predicted model, not a curated record. NCBI's taxonomy places the organism in Eukaryota, Metazoa, Arthropoda, Insecta, Hymenoptera, Diprionidae. Gene Ontology annotation, cellular component: peroxisome.
GUAAUUGUGACUUAUACGAAGCCAAACUGUAUUGCGUAAUUAGUGAUAAAAAAAAAAAAAACUGUAUUGUAAUUUCUUGCGUCGUCUCCUGCGAUUGUUCAAAUGCAAAUCAGGCCGGGAUCCACAAAUUUUUAUACGUCUACAUCAAUUCCCGUUACAAGAAAAGGCUCCUGACAAUUAUCUUGUAUAUGCGAUAUGUGAUAUAAUUAAAUCAAGGGAGAGUCUGCAGAGAUUAUGAUCUCAGCGAUUUUAAUCAGUAAUUUAUCUUCAAAUGGUCCGCGGCUGCACUUAUUCGCAAGUGCACAAACUGUAUCUGUCGUAAGGCCGCGAGUCAUUCUCAGCUACUUUUUCUCCGUCCAUUUGAAUAAUUGCAAAAUCAUCCUCUCUGCCCUAACCUGUACCGUCCGCGUAGCAGCAGACUGAAUUAAAAACUGGCAAGAAAAAUUGACAAAACCAAAGGAGACUGACAGAGAAAAAUCUAGAAAGCGAAGGGCAAGUACGUAGAGAUUAGGUACAAUGGAUCUCAUGAAGGUGAAAAAUUUAAUACGCGAUCUACCUCUGGGGCCUCUCCACAGAUACAGACAACAGGCCACAUUUGAUUGGAAAUCGCUAAAACUCAAGUUUCACGGUGAGGCUGUGUUGCAAUACAAGAACAAAAUGUGGUCAUACAUGGAAAACUCACCAGUUUUCCAACCUCACGUCACCUCGCAGACAGUGGACGCACAGCGUAGAAGCUGCCAUGCAAAAAUGCUUGCCAUGCUCAAAGAUGACCUGCUGCAGGCUCCUACUGAAGUUCCUAACGCUGCUUGGAUCGAUACAAUGUUUCAAUAUGAUGGAUCACUACCUGUAAAAACUGCUGUCACCUUUGGCAUGGUACCUGGAGUGGUAUUUGCGUUAGGAACAGAACGACACAGUGAAUUUCUUGAAAAGCUUCGAGAGGGUGAGAUACUCGGAUGCUUUGCUUUGACAGAAAUAUCUCAUGGAACAAAUGCUAAGGGUAUAAGGACAAGGGCUACCUAUGAACCGAAGAAGCAAUGCUUUGUUCUUCACUCCCCAGAUUUUGAGGCUGCAAAGUGUUGGGUUGGGGGACUCGGAAAAUCAGCAACACAUGCUAUAGUAUAUGCACAACUAGUAAUGCAUGAUGGUACAAAUCAUGGACUACAUCCGUUCAUUGUACCUAUACGUGAUGUCCGCACCUUAAAAUCGCUACCUGGGGUAAAAGUUGGAGAUCUUGGAGAAAAAAUUGGCCUAAAUGGAGUAGACAACGGUUUUGUGCAAUUUACUAACUACGUUAUACCACGAGAAAGUCUUUUGAAUAAAAUGGGUGAUGUUACAGAAGAUGGGAAAUAUGUCACACCUUUCAAAGAUCCUAGUAAACGAUUUGGAGCAUCAUUAGGGGCGCUUUCUGUUGGGAGGGUAAACAUAAAUGUCAUGUGCACCGCGUAUCUAACUGUUGCAAUAGUUAUUGCAGUUAGAUAUUCAGCCGCAAGAAAACAAUUUGGACCUCCCAAGGAGGAAGAAUGGCCAGUUCUUGAAUACCAAAUUCAGCAACUUCGACUUUUUCCACAUUUGGCAGCUGCCUUUGCUUUAAAAAUAUUCUCGUACCAGUUCAGCAUUAAAACAGAGGAUUUCCAAAUCAAAAUGAUAAGCGGAGAAGACAGAGAUCUCCUUGCUGCCGAGGGUCUAGAGAUUCACGCACUGUCCUCUGCAACAAAGCCUCUCUGUGCAUGGACUGCUCGUGACGCUAUUCAGGAUUGCAGAGAAUCCUGUGGGGGCCAUGGAUAUUUAAAAGCGUCUCGCUUGGGCGAUUUGAGGAAUGAUAAUGAUGCAAACUGCACUUACGAAGGAGAGAACAACGUUCUAAUCCAACAAGCUAGCAACUGGUUACUCAAUCAGAGAUUAUCUAUUGAAAAAGAUGAACCUCUUCUAUCUCCACUUGGCUCUAUAGACUUUCUACCAGAUGCUCAAAGUAUUCUGCAGCUAAAGUUUACCAGCACUACCAUCGAAGACACGAUGAAACCUGAGAAUCUACUCAAAUCGUUUAGGUGGCUGGUUUGUCAUUAUCUUGAAAUAACAUACGAGCGUGUAAAAGAAUUAAGUAGUAAUGAACAAGAUUCUUUUUCGGUGCGAAAUAAUAGCCAAUCAUUUUUCGCUCGGACUCUGUCACUGGUAUAUGGGGAACAUGCGAUAAUAAAGGCCUUUGUUGAAUAUCUGCAAGAUCCUAAAUGGAGCAUAGAGGAGCGAAAAGUGUUGUCCAUAUUAUGCUCACUAUACGCAGCUUAUUUGCUUGAACGGAGACUGGGUGACCUAUACGCAGGUGGAUAUGCAGCACUAGAUUCUAAAAUUGACAUCUUGUUACGCGACGGCAUAAUUUGGCAAUGCAAGGAACUUUUGGUAGAUGCUGUUUCGCUUGCCGAUGUCCUCGCACCACCAGAUUUCAUCCUCAAUUCGGCACUGGGCAUGUGUGAUGGUCAGAUAUACAAGAAUAUCGAACAAUGGAUUUUAAAGGAUAAGCAAAAUCUUGAGCGGCCGUCAUGGUGGAAAGAAAUUUUGCAGGCAAAAUUGUAAGAGUUUUCUGAUACAUAUUCGUAGCGCAAAUUUACUAUUAACAUUCGUAUAAUUCAAUUUUUAUACAAUUUUAAUAUUUUUAUAUAAUUAUAUGCCUGGGGUCCUUUAAUUCUGUACAAAUAGGUUGACAUGAAUAUAUAUUAAUUUAACAUGAAGUUA